AUGCUGCCUUGUCAAACUUUAGUAGAGGCUCGCUUCAACCCAAAAUCUCCGGCUGAUCAACUGCAACUUGACUUCAAACUACUCUUCUCUCAUAAAUAUCCUCAGUCAGGCAGGAUGAGAUCAAUCUACGCUCUUGGUCUUCUUGCCCUUAGCUCGGCACUUGGAGCAUGGGCAGCGCCUGUUGCAAAUCCUGCCUCUGCCCUUGCCCCACGUAUGGCGGAGGACACCGACAAAGCCAAACGCAUGACCAUGUACUACCAGGACGAUGUCGCUGAAGAGGUUGAUCCCGAGACCACCGACUAG
Exophiala oligosperma is the source of this 303-nucleotide messenger RNA. RefSeq lists its product as uncharacterized. Bases 1 to 303 code for a protein of 100 amino acids. The transcript has a single exon. The record is from RefSeq and is a predicted model, not a curated record. Lineage: Eukaryota; Fungi; Ascomycota; Eurotiomycetes; Chaetothyriales; Herpotrichiellaceae.